Tarenaya hassleriana is the source of this 1165-nucleotide messenger RNA. RefSeq names its product splicing factor 3A subunit 2. The coding region runs from base 125 to 1024 and encodes 299 amino acids. Gene Ontology annotation, cellular component: U2 snRNP; catalytic step 2 spliceosome; nucleus. Lineage: Eukaryota; Viridiplantae; Streptophyta; Magnoliopsida; Brassicales; Cleomaceae. The transcript is spliced from 7 exons. The record is from RefSeq and is a predicted model, not a curated record. Gene Ontology annotation, biological process: spliceosomal complex assembly. Gene Ontology annotation, molecular function: nucleic acid binding; zinc ion binding.
CCCUAUCGUUCUUCGGCUUCUCAAAUCUCCGCCAUUGUCAGACCUUCGGUCAGUCAUCAUCUAGAGAGAGAGCGAGACUGGGAAGGAUCUGGGAGCGUGAAAGCCAGAGGUAGUAGUCUUAGCGAUGGAUAGAGAGUGGGGCUCAAAGCCUGGAAGCGGAGGCGCCGCCUCCGCCCAGAACGAGGCCAUCGACCGACGUGAGCGUCUCCGUCGUCUGGCGCUUGAGACCAUCGACCUUGCUAAGGACCCCUAUUUCAUGCGAAAUCAUCUCGGAAGCUAUGAAUGUAAGCUAUGUCUAACGCUGCAUAACAACGAAGGGAACUAUUUGGCACACACUCAGGGGAAGAGGCAUCAGACCAAUUUGGCAAAGAGAGCCGCCCGAGAGGCCAAGGACGCUCCGACCCAGCCACAGCCUCACAAGCGCAAAGUCAAUGUUCUUAAAACAGUUAAGAUUGGUAGACCUGGGUAUCGGGUUACGAAGCAGUAUGAUCCUGAGAUGAAGCAGAGAUCACUUCUGUUCCAGAUUGAAUAUCCGGAGAUAGUGGACAACAAAAAACCAAGACAUCGUGUUAUGUCAUCUUAUGAGCAGAAAAUUCAACCAUAUGAUAAGAGAUAUCAGUAUCUUUUGUUUGCGGCCGAACCAUAUGACACUAUAGCCUUCAAGGUUCCUAGCACUGAGAUAGAUAAAUCAACCCCCAAGUUCUUCUCGCAUUGGGACCCAGACUCAAAGAUGUUCACAUUGCAGGUUUAUUUCAAACCGAAGCCACCGGAGGCAAACAAGCCCCAGUCCACGGCUGCAGCCAAUGGGCUGCUGCCACCUCCACCACCGCCACCGCAGGCCCCACCACCUCCUCCGCCAACUGGUGCACCGAUGCCAAACCUUCCUCGUGCACCACCACCACCACCACCAAUGGCUAACGGCCCUAGAGCAAUGCAGCCGCCGCCUCCACCACCGUCGGGGGGUUUCGGGUAUUUCCCGGGCCAGGGUGCUCGCCCUCCCCCACCUCCUCCUCCUAGUAUGUGAAACUGGCAGUCAAUUUUUUUUGUCUAUGUUGGACUGAAACUAUCAGGGCAGGACAGUGUUGUCUGUUUCUUGCUCACAUGUUGGAUUUUCUAAGUCAGUUAUUGUCUGGAACUUUGUUAUCUUUAGAUUUUUUCCAUAACA